CAGUGGGCAGCCGUUUAUGGUGCCUUGCUCAAGGGCACCUCAGUCAUGGUAUUGCUGGCCCAAGACUCAAACCCACAACCUUAGGGUUAGGAGUCAAACUCUCUAAACACUAGCCCACGACUUCCCUACAGGUAGUUGGACUCAGUAUUAAGAAACCAAACACAUUACAAAAUGAGAUCUAAAUGUCAUUGAGAUUAAUUUAAUCAUUAACUUCAUCCAAACACUGUGAUUCUAGUAACAGUACACAACUGCCUAGCCAUAAGAGUUCUGUAUGUAUAUUUCUGAUAUAACAAAAACUGAACAUGAUUACACGUACAUUUGUAGCCUAAAAUUGAAAGGCUGAAGACAUUAUAGUUUUUGUGAUUCAAAGUUCUUUGCAUUAUUUAUUCAGUAAAGCAAAUUGUUCUAAAACCCUUAAAUGUUAUUUGAAUAAUAUUCAAAGCAGCUGAGUGUGAGCCAUGGAUUUCACACUGGAUAUGCUUCAAUAAUAUUCAAGGCAAAUAUACAGUUGAAUUUUAAGAAUUUUAAUCCAUUCAUCUGGAAUUUGUUUCAUAGCGGUCAAUAUAACUGUCUGUCUUAAACUACUUCUAACAAUUUUAAUAAUAAUGUCACAGUAAAACAGUGUGUUUUAAGAAUUGCAAAAGUCAAAAUGGCUACAGGUACAUCUCAGAAUUAAUAUUUGUUAGGUGCAUAACACGUUUUCAGUAUGUGGAUUCGGCACCUUAGUAGGACAAAAAGAGACACAAAAGGAGAAUUUUACAUUCACAUUUAUUAGAGUAGUUGUCGUAUAAUACUACUUUACGAGCAGAUUAGGCAUUAAUCCAUAAACAAACAAAAAAAACAGCCUCCACAAUAAUAACUGAGUAACUGAAGUCACUACUGAUGAAGCUCUUUUACAUGUAUUACAAGAAUGUACAAUUUUAAGAUCUAAGUGGUCAUUAGUUAAAUUAAAAUUUUGUUAUUAUAUCAGACUAUAAUUUGCCUAAAGACUUUAACUAAUGAAAAACUUCCUGGCCUUUUUAUAUAGAUUCUCUGUAAAAGGACAGAUGAAAAUACAGCAUUUAGCACAAAUGAAAUUUAAGACCUGGGAUAAUGAGGGAUUAGUGGUGAAAUUGAAGUCAAUGCAAAGUUACUUACUUAGUAAAGCAAAUCUAAGAGUUUUUAGAUGGAAUUUGAAUAGUACUCAAAUGAUGCAUGAGACAUGCUUCAUUUCAGCUGGGCAGUUGCAAAAUAUACAAUGACUAUAUGCUAUGUUUUCAAGAAAUAUAUGUGUACCCCAAAUUUGCUUCAGGAAUGUACUUAUAUACUGUAUGAACCCUAAAUGCAUUUGCUUGAGACACAUUUGAUUUCACCUUCUUUGACUUAUAGUAAAAAGGUUUUGUUGAAGUCAGUCAGUGGGAGGAACCAGAACCAAACAGAUUUAACCAACCUCAAUCUCAACUCUGUGUCCUAUGGAGUAGGAGGGAACUUCAACAUUUAAAUAUGCCUGAUUCUAAUCAUGUGCUUUAACAAAAGUGGACCUGCUAACUUAGGGACAGAAAAACAAAAGCAGGAGUGAACAUUGCAAGUGAGUUUCAAAACUGCACUUCAAAAAUAAAAUUUUAGUGAUUUUUUUUUUUUUUUUUUUUUUUUUUUUGCAUAUGAAUUUUGAUAAUAUAACAUAGCAUCAAUUUUCUUCUUUCCGGUGUCAACUUUAAUAUUAAUGUCUGGUUUAUGUAAUUUUAUGUUAUAAAGAUUUGUAGAAGUGGAAAUUGUACUUUCACAGACAAAUCCAGUGGUGUCCAUAUAUUUAGUGACAAGAAACAAUGUUACUCAUUCUAUUACUGAGUAAGUAUCAAUACUAACAAACAUGCAUAUUUAAACAUAAAAUGGCAGUGAUUUUAACUCUUUUUUUUUUUCUUUUUUUCUCUAACAUGAAGUUCUAGGCAAUACCAUUUCAAGUAUGUCUGACUCAGUCAGACUGGUAAAUGGCAACAACUCUUGUUCUGGAAGACUGGAGGUUCUCUAUAACAAUCAGUGGGGAACAGUCUGUGAUAAUGGCUGGGAUCUGUUAGAUGCUACAGUGGUGUGUAGAGAGAUGGGCUGUGGGGAUGCUAUUGAGGCAAAGAGUGGUGCUUAUUUCAGACCAGGUGGUGGACAAGUAUCAAUGAGCGAUAUUGGGUGUGUUGGAAAUGAGCCUACGUUGAGCAGCUGCAGCUCUAAGAAAGCGGGAGAGUUUUACUGUGACCAUUCGAAAGAUGUUGGAGUCGUAUGUCGCUGUAAGUUGCUUGUAUUUUUCAUGAAAUAAAACCUGUUAUGUUUUUGUAUGGAAUUAAAAAUUAUUUCUGAUUCUGAUGUCUGCUCUGUGUGUACAUUAGCCCUUGUCAGAUUGGUCAAUGGCAGUCAUUCCUGUUCUGGACGAGUGGAGGUUUUCAAUAAUGGUCAGUGGGGAACAGUGUGCGAUAAUGGCUGGGAUUAUUCAGAUGCAGCAGUAAUAUGUACAGAAAUGGGCUGUGGGAAUGUUUUCGAGCAAAGGAUCGGUGGUUUUUUUGGCCAGGGAUCAGGACCAGUAUGGCUGAGUGAUGUACAAUGUUAUAACUCUGAAACGACUCUGAGACACUGUAAUUUUCAGGGAUGGGGACAAAACUCAUGUGGACAUGAGAAGGAUGCUACGGUCGCCUGCUACCGCAGAAUUAAGCUGGAAAAUGGCUUCAAUGCUUGCUCUGGAAGAGUGGAGAUUUUUAAUCGCUGGGAAAACACUAAUUGGGGAACUGUGUGUGGUGAUGACUGGGAUCUAUCAGAGGCUGCAGUGGUGUGUAGGGAGAUUGGAUGUGGGGAUGCUAUAGCAGCAAAGGGUGCUGCUUAUUUCGGGGAGGGAUUCAACUGGUAUCCAGUAUUGUUGGAUGAUGUCAACUGCAUUGGCAAUGAGCUCACACUCACUGCCUGUGACUCCAAAAAAAUAGAAGAUUUCCAGUUGCAUUACAAAGAUGCUGGUGUCAUCUGUCAAUCUCUUGUUAAGAUGGUGAAUGGCACUAACUCUUGUUCUGGACGAGUUGAAGUUUUCUUUGAUGGCCAGUGGGGAACAGUGUGUGAUGAUGGCUGGGAUCAGUCAGAUGCUGCAGUGGUGUGUAGAGAGAUGGGCUGUGGGGAUGUUAUUGAGGCAAAGAGUGGUGCUUAUUUUGGACAAGGAUCUGGACUCGUAUGGCUAAGUGAUUUACAGUGUGGCAGUUACUCUACUCUGAGAAACUGUAAUUCAAAGGGAUGGGGACAAAACAGCUGUGGACAUGAGAAGGAUGCUGGAGUCGCCUGUCAACUUAACAUCAGACUGGUGAAUGGCAUCUCCUCUUGUUCUGGACGAGUGGAGGUUUUUCGUGAUGGUCAGUGGGGAACCGUGUUUGAUGAUGGCUGGGAUCUAACAGAUGCUGCAGUGGUGUGCAGAGAGAUGGGUUGUGGAGAUGCUAUAGAGGCAAUAGGUGGUGCUUAUUUUGGACAAGGUGCAGGACAAAUAUUUAUGGGCAGUGUAAACUGUGUUGGAAAUGAGACCAUACUCAGUGCUUGUGAAUCACGUAGAACGGGAAUGUAUGACCAUUCAAAGGAUGCUGGAGUCAUCUGUGAUCCUUCUCUCAGGCUCAUUAAUGGACACAACCCUUGCUUUGGAAGAGUGGAGGUUCUUUAUAAUGGAAUAUGGGGAACAGUGUGUGAUAAUGGCUGGGAUCUAUCAGAUGCUGCAGCAGUGUGUAGAGAGAUGGGCUGUGGGGAUGUGAUAGAGGCGAAGAGUGCUGCUCAUUUCGGUCAGGGAUCAGGGCCUGUAUGGAUAAGUGAUUUACAAUGUUCUGACACUGACUCAAGACUAAGAGAUUGUAAAUCAGGAGGAUGGGGAAGAGGCACUUGUGGACAUGAGAAAGAUGCAGGAGUCAUCUGUAAGGAUAACGUUAGGCUGGUCAGCAGCACCAACUCCUGUUAUGGACGAGUGGAGGUUCUUCGUGCCGGUCAGUGGGGAACAGUGUGUGAUGAUGGAUGGGAUGCAUCAGAUGCUGCAGUGGUGUGUAGACAACUGGGCUGUGGAACAGUUUUGGAAGUAAAGAAUGCGGCUUAUUUUGGAAAGGGUUCAGGAACAGUUUGGAUGAAUAAUGUAAACUGUUUUGGGAAUGAGACUACAUUGAUGAGCUGUUCAUAUAAUGCAACUCCAAACAGAUGUGACCAUGAGAAAGAUGCCGGAGUCAUUUGUGGAUCUGUUAAAGUCCUGUUGAGGGUUGAAGUGAAGACUACCCUGGGAGUUGACCCAAACACUGCUGGAAUCAUAAACAAACUUUCAGAAGAGAUUGGGAAGAAGCUACAAAUAAAUGGGACUUUCUCACUGAAAACUCAGAACGAUGGAAAUAUCUUCCAUAAGAGAAUAGGAGCUGCACCCUGAUAUAUUGGUCAUUUCUGGAAUACAGAGAAGAAAAACUAGCUAACACUAUCUAAUAGGACAUUGAUUGUUUCAUCCUUCUUUCAGUCUGACCUUUGUAAAUGAAAUUAAUAAUUAUCUUACAUAUUUUUCCACAUGACAAUGCUUUAUAUAACAUCAUGUUUUUUAUCUAAUGACAAUGAAAGCGUAAUGUUUGUGUUUAGAUAAGUGUUUUGAUACUGAUAAAAUAUCUUUGUGUCACAUCCUAACUUGCUAAAUUUAAAUUUAAUAUAUUUUGUAAUCAAUGUAAUAGCCAAUAUUGUACUUAUAUUUUCAAUAUAAACCUG
Cyprinus carpio (common carp) is the source of this 4716-nucleotide messenger RNA. RefSeq names its product deleted in malignant brain tumors 1 protein-like. The record is from RefSeq and is a predicted model, not a curated record. Lineage: Eukaryota; Metazoa; Chordata; Actinopteri; Cypriniformes; Cyprinidae. Gene Ontology annotation, cellular component: membrane. The coding region runs from base 2306 to 4393 and encodes 695 amino acids. The transcript has 9 exons.